AUGGCUUUUUUAUCCAGCCGUGGUCCCUCUGUGCUGAGAGCACCCGCCUGCCGGACCAGGUCCGCUGCAGUGGCUCGGGUCCAGCCGUCAACGGCGCGCGUCGUGCGUGCUGCGGCGGCGCCCGCCGACGCGGCCGAGGUGCAGCCGCUUGAGAACUACGAAGGCAUCGACUGGACCGAGGACCUCCCCACGCCUGUGCGGCGGCGCGUGGCUGCGCUGCGGGAGGUGCAGGCGAAGCAGGACGAGGUGCAGCGCGCCUUUGUGCGGGAGAGGGCCGAGCUGGAGGCCAAGUUCCAGGGGCAGCUCGCCCCCUUGCUCGACGAGCGGUCAGCGGUGGUGGCUGGCCGGGCAGAGGUCGGCAAGUUUGACAUCCCAGACUCCGAGGAGGAGGACGCCGGCAUCCCCGAGUUCUGGCUGACCGCCAUGACUAACCACGAGAUGGUGGGGGAGCUCAUUACGGAGCGCGAUGCUGAGGUCCUGGCGUACCUGAGUGACGUCCGCGUGACGUCACUCACAGGCGACGACGCCGGCAGCUUCCGCCUGACCUUCACAUUCUCCGAGAACCCCUUCUUCAGCAACAAGACCCUGGAGAAGACGUUCUACAUGGACGACCCCGACGAGGUGGUGCCCCGCAAGUUUGUCGGGACACAGGUCGAGUGGGAGGCCGGCAAGGACGUGACAUUCACCAUCGUGAAGAAGCGCGUGCAGGACAAGAAGGGCAAGGGGCGGCCCGCGGCCACCAUCAGCAAGAAGGAGCCCUGCGAGUCGUUCUUCAACUUCUUCCGGACGCCCGUGGUGCCCGAGAACCCUGACGAUCUGUCCGAGGAGGACCUGGAGGCGCUGCAGGAGCAGAUGGACGAGGAUUACGAGGUGGGCGUGGCGUUCAAGGAGUCGCUCAUCCCGCGCGCAGUGGAGUGGUUCACGGGCGAGGCCGCGCCGCCGAUGUACGACAACCCCGACGAGUACGAGGAGGGGGAGUUUGACCGGGACGAGUGA
Messenger RNA from Monoraphidium neglectum, 996 nucleotides. Its product is annotated as Putative nucleosome assembly protein. Gene Ontology annotation, biological process: nucleosome assembly. Gene Ontology annotation, cellular component: chromatin; nucleus. The coding region runs from base 1 to 996 and encodes 331 amino acids. Gene Ontology annotation, molecular function: histone binding; chromatin binding. NCBI's taxonomy places the organism in Eukaryota, Viridiplantae, Chlorophyta, Chlorophyceae, Sphaeropleales, Selenastraceae. The record is from RefSeq and is a predicted model, not a curated record. The transcript has 12 exons.